AUGUCUGAAUUACUUUGUGGACCGGAUCUCUACGACCUCCCAACUAACGAGGCUGAAAAAGCAAUGGCUCUAAUUGACGUGGAAGAAUCGAUGCUAAAGAUUAUUCUACCGCACAAUAGAGGCAAUAAUAUCUUCGGAACAGGACGAAGAGUGACUGAGAAAGCGCCAAGAAAGACGUAUUUUCAGUACUGGACUGACCAGAUGUCUGAGGUGCCAUAG
Macrosiphum euphorbiae (potato aphid) is the source of this 219-nucleotide messenger RNA. NCBI's taxonomy places the organism in Eukaryota, Metazoa, Arthropoda, Insecta, Hemiptera, Aphididae. The record is from the annotation of a GenBank genome assembly.